AUAAGAGCGAACUGAAUAGUCUAGAGCCGAUCUUCGCCGCAGUUGGUAGCAAGCGGAUGUAGAAAGUGAAACCGAAGAAAGUCGCGCUGUGUUAUCUCGUAAAGCCUACGGCAUCGUCGAUUUCGCAUCCCCAUACCCGUUAAUCAAAACAAAGCGAGCGAGUGAGAGAGAACGAAAGAUCGAACGAUGAUCAAUCCGCGACUUUUGCUGAUCGCCGUGCUCUUUGCGCUUAUUGGAAAAGUGGCACGCGCCCAAAUCGCUUUUGUCGAGGACCAAGACAUUGAUAAGAAGAAGGCCAACCUUGCGGGUCGCAAGCCGCUAUAUUCCCCAGCUCGAUGCCCCAAGUAUCAGCUUCUUUAUCCGGGGGACCAGCAGAAGCAAAACGAUUGGGUCUGCGACUGCGCGCCAGCCACAUUAUAUUACCCUGAGACAGAUGGCUGCUAUCCGGCAUAUCGUCAGGGACCCUGUGAGGCGGGCCAAAUGCUGGUGCUCUACAAGGAACGGGUUAUACCGGAGUGCGUCCGUAAUCCGUGUAGCAAAGAUGGACAUUUUAUGAUCCGCGACACCUGUUACGAGUUCGGCAACACCAAACACGAGGAGAAUCCGUGUCCUUACAAAGAAGCCACAUAUGUGCUCGGUGUGAAUCCCACUAACUUAAUGGUGGACUGUGUAAAGUUGUCCGUUCAACUGGAUACACGCAUUUCGGACGCGACGGAGCAGGCUCCGCCGGAAUACUAUAUUGAACUGGCCGAGAAGUGCGCCCGUGGGAGUCGUCUUUUGGCCAAUGGGCAGUGUUCCUAAAGAAUUAUGUAUUGAUGGUUACCAAUUAAGUGCUUGAUGUAUGUGUUUCGUUUGGUGCUGUAGAUCCCAGUGAAAUAUUUUGAAUUUGUUCAAUGUUUAAUACAGGUAAAAUAUAAUUUUUGGAUUACA
This is a messenger RNA of Drosophila eugracilis, 930 nucleotides long. RefSeq lists its product as uncharacterized. The transcript is spliced from 3 exons. NCBI's taxonomy places the organism in Eukaryota, Metazoa, Arthropoda, Insecta, Diptera, Drosophilidae. Bases 187 to 801 code for a protein of 204 amino acids. The record is from RefSeq and is a predicted model, not a curated record.